Messenger RNA from Aspergillus piperis CBS 112811, 1212 nucleotides. Its product is annotated as putative protein kinase. Gene Ontology annotation, molecular function: protein kinase activity; ATP binding. The record is from RefSeq and is a predicted model, not a curated record. The transcript is spliced from 5 exons. Gene Ontology annotation, biological process: spliceosomal complex assembly; protein phosphorylation; regulation of mRNA processing. The coding region runs from base 1 to 1212 and encodes 403 amino acids. Lineage: Eukaryota; Fungi; Ascomycota; Eurotiomycetes; Eurotiales; Aspergillaceae.
AUGAAGUCCUCCACGUUGGGUUCCAUUAUUGCACCGAAAAUAUCUCAGAAUGCACAGAAGUUCCCGACUAGUGGCUUCGACAUUAUCCAGUCUGAUCAAAAGGUGGAAGAGGAAGAGUUACCUGACUACAAAGCACACCGAUUCUAUCCCGUUCGACUGGGUGAAAUAUUCCAGAACCGCUAUCAAACAGUGGCAAAACUGGGCUUUGGCUCCUCAUCAACUAUAUGGCUGUCCCGCGAUUUGAUAAACGGCCAAUAUGUCGCAUUGAAAGUCUAUGUGCAUACUUCUUCGGUUCACCGCGAACUCCCAUUCUAUGAUCACGCGAAGCAACAGCUACAAACAAGCUCACACCAGGGACGAUACAACAUUCGCAAGUUAUUAGAUUCCUUCACUGUUUCCAGUCAAGAUGGGACACAUAUAGUCCUUAUCUUCGAGGCCACACAGAUGAGUCUGCGUGACAUGGAGGUAGUGUUCCAACAGGGUGGAUUCGAUGAGAAUCUCGUGAAAGCUGCCAUUACCGAGCUUUUACAGGCGGUGGACUUUCUCCAUACGCAAGGACAGGUUGUUCACACUGAUAUACAUCCUGGAAAUCUUCUCCUCGGAGCCUAUGACAACCAAUCGCUGAGUGCACUGGAACACGAAGAACUUGUGUCACCAGUACCUCGCAAGCCGGUCUCUCCCACUCGGACUAUCUAUCUAUCACGCCUUAUGCGUCCUCAAGUAGGUCCAAUGUUGUUGUCUGACUUUGGUGAGACACGGAUUGGCCCAGGGCCCCACGGCGGUGAUAUCAUGCCCAUGGAGUAUCGGGCGCCUGAGACAUUGCUCUACAUAGGUUGGAGUUACCCUGUCGAUAUCUGGAGUGUAGGUCUUACGGCCUGGGAUCUUCUCGAGCCGAGAAAUCUUUUCACAGCACGAGAUGAAGAUGGUGAAUUGUAUGAUGCUGCACAUCUAGCACAAAUUAUCGCUGCACUAGGACCGCCUCCCCCCGAAUUUUUAAGAAGGAACCAGAAAAGGAGAAGCGACUUUUGGGACUCUGAUGGAAAGUGGCUGGGCCUUGCGCCUAUACCGCAUGACCGGACAAUGGAACGGUUAGAUUCUCGACUCAGUGAUAAGUCUGGCUUCCUACGGUUCAUGCGAAAGACCCUUACUUGGUUGCCCGAGGAAAGAGCAACAGCAAAGGAGCUUUUACAGGAUCCUUGGCUGAGAGGCUGA